This is a messenger RNA of Funneliformis mosseae, 537 nucleotides long. The record is from the annotation of a GenBank genome assembly. NCBI's taxonomy places the organism in Eukaryota, Fungi, Glomeromycota, Glomeromycetes, Glomerales, Glomeraceae.
AUGUCUACUGCGAAAGGAGUAUUUAACCAAAGAACAGAAAUAAAUGAUGAAUAUGUCCCCAAACCAACAACAGGACAAAGACAAAUGAAAUAUGGUCCACCAGGAGUUGGUGGUGUCGAUGUUGAAGAGCAGCCAAUCAACGUUUAUCAUCAAGAUGAACAUAUAGAAGGUAUAAGUGUAGAAGCAGAAAAUCGUAAUCUUAUUGAAUUAAAAUCCUUGUCUACGGAUUACGCUCGUAAAGAAAGUAAAGAGGGAACUGGUCCUCACUUCAAAACUCAGGCUGCGACCGCAGCUUCGGCGCUUGGAAAAUAUGCUGCGGCUAUCGGACAAGAGCGUUUAAAGAAUCCUACAGAAUUGCUCAGAGACCUUCCUCACAUUGAUAAUGUUGAUAAAAAAGCUUUACUUGACAGAUUGAAAAGAGAAGUUAAAGUUAGACAAUCUAAUGAAAUGAAUGAAAUGCUUAGAGAAGUUCGUGGUGGCGUUGCCUCUCAUGUACAAUCUGCUGCUAAAUUGGAACAAUUAAUUGAAAAUGCGUAA